Molecule: messenger RNA, 1709 nt
Organism: Athalia rosae (coleseed sawfly)
Lineage: Eukaryota; Metazoa; Arthropoda; Insecta; Hymenoptera; Athaliidae
Exons: 6
Coding region: 252-1289 (345 amino acids)
Source: RefSeq, a predicted model, not a curated record
AUCGUACACCUUAUCUCGCUGACACAUCGAGAUAAAGAGUUUUUUUUUUUUUUGUUCGAAUACCUAACGUAAUUUUAAUAGCGCGUGGUUUCGGUAUAGAAUUCGGAAAUGCGAUUUUCUGAUGUUGUUCUUUUUUCCUCCUAAUUUUGAACAGAUGUCAGCUUAAUAGCUGUCAGAACUUUUGGUUUGAAUAUUUUGUUUAAAGAUUAUUUUUCUUUUUCAUAUGAAAAAAAAAAAACAAAUUGGCCGACAUGGGAGAUCAUCUGGACGACGUGUUUUGUAGAAUCGUAAGAGACAUUACCGAUGACAUAAAAAAGUACCCAAAACCAGACCAGAAAACGAUAGUGGGAUGGUUGCAGCAAGUCGGCAAAGAGGUACAAACGGAUUCCGAAAGAAGAGCGAGGAAUGAAUACGGUCGUUAUUUACGCUACAUCGUACAAUCGGGAGAACCGUUGCCAGGGGAAUUGAAAGAUUCUCUUUGCACGCCAGAUCUUUCUACCGCCAAAAUAAAGCCUGCUAAAUCUGUUUGCCCCAGAAAAGAUGUCAUAGCGCAACUUCAGCCCGGCACAGACCUGCGGGGAAUAGCGCAGAUUUGCGAGGACGUCCGUAACGGAGAGAUAACAACCGCCGCGGAAUUCGUUUACGCUAUCGCGCCUUACGUCGCCGAUCGUGGGACCCUUUUUCGUGAAGUUCUGGACCGAGAUCUUAGUUUUUUUCGACAGAUCGUUGACGAAACCGUCGAUCAAAGGGUCCAAGACGAGGCUGACGUAAUGAUGCACACUCAAAACGAUAUAAAACAAAAAUUCCAUUCAUUGACCGACGCCAUGGUGCACAGAACUAUGAAAAUCAGGCAACGGCUGUUGGAAAUUUCUCCAAAGUUCGAUUGGGCUAAACAUGGAAAAAAUAAGGCGAAAGUGACGAAACUUUUGAGAUCCGAACAAAAGCGGAAGGGCAGUCACGCCGAUCCGAAUAUCAUGGACAAGCUGCUGCACCAAGUAUUCAUGCGCGGUCAGUGGCUGAAAAAGGAGCUGGCUCGUCUCCAGGAAGAGAAUGCUAAUCUGAAAAUGUUCCUUGGAAAGUUCCGCAUACUGGCUGCCGAAAGAAAGGAACAGGAGAGUCACGUGCCCCGCAUGCUUUGCAAAGAAAAGAACGCACUCGAACACGAACUCGAGUGUCUGCAAGAAGAGUACGGGAAAAAUCUUGAAAUCGUUAACGCUCUCUACAUAGAGCACCAUAGAUGCGUUAAACCCGAGCCUAGUCAGACGUCGAUUAGCGAUUGGUGUGAGUAGUCGGAAUUGGUGUGGAAUUAUCUCUGAAUAAAGCUGCUUGGACGGGGUUCAUUGAAGAGAGCGAGCGUUUUAAUUUCAUAUUUUAUUCACAGAUUGUUUAGUUUUAUUUAUUUUUUUAUCUUUUAUUGUACAGAGUUCAAAAAACGAGAGGUAGUCGACCAGGUGACCACCGCUGAUCUCUGUAUUAAGCCGCAGAGAACAGUGGUGAACACCGACGUUCGAAUCGAUGGAUUUUUUUUUUCAAUUAAUACGAUCCGGAUCGUUUGGAAUUUUUUGAGAUUCCGAUUCCUCCGGCUUUUUAACUAACGCUAGCUACGCGAAAAUAAUUUUAUAUUCAACUGAUUGAGCAUAUAUUAGAGUACUAAUAGAGUAUUAGUUUGUUUUUUUUUUGAAAUUAUUGAGUAACAACAAACGACAGAU